Oryctolagus cuniculus (rabbit) is the source of this 1851-nucleotide messenger RNA. The record is from RefSeq and is a predicted model, not a curated record. Lineage: Eukaryota; Metazoa; Chordata; Mammalia; Lagomorpha; Leporidae.
AUGAUCUGCAUCCUAAAAGAUGCAUUAGACGACGUCGUAGGUAUGCGUACAAUUGGGACUACGACCGCGAUCGUCAUAACGAUACAGUUAGAGUAUAGUGAUGAGGAUUACUCAAGCAGUACGGAAUUCCUGGCGGGCACCGUGGACACCCAGUUCAUCGACGAGAACCCGGAGCUCUUCCAGCUGCGGCCCGCGCAGAACCGGGCCCAGAAGCUGCUGCACUACCUCGGACACGUCAUGGUGAAUGGCCCCACCACCCCCAUCCCCGUCAAGGCCAGCCCCAGCCCCACAGACCCUGUCGUCCCUGUGGUGCCCAUAGGCCCACCCCCCUCUGGCUUCAGAGACAUCCUGCUGCAGGAGGGGCCCGAGGGCUUCGCGCGAGCUGUGCGGAACCACCCGGUGCUGCUCAUGGACACGACCUUCAGGGACGCCCACCAGUCGCUGCUGGCCACUCGCGUGCGCACCCACGAUCUGAAGAAGAUCGCCCCCUAUGUCGCCCACAACUUCAGCAGGCUCUUCAGCGUGGAGAACUGGGGCGGCGCCACGUUCGACGUCGCGAUGCGCUUCCUCUACGAGUGCCCGUGGCGGCGGCUGCAGGAGCUGCGGGAGCUCAUCCCCAACAUCCCGUUCCAGAUGCUGCUGCGGGGAGCCAACGCCGUGGGCUACACCAACUACCCCGACAACGUGGUCUUCAAGUUCUGUGAGGUGGCCAAAGAGAACGGCAUGGACGUCUUCCGGAUCUUUGACUCCCUCAACUACUUGCCCAACAUGCUGCUGGGCAUGGAGGCCGCGGGCAGCGCCGGGGCCGUGGUGGAGGCGGCCAUCUCCUACACGGGCGACGUGGCCGACCCCAGCCGCACCAAGUACUCGCUGCAGUACUACAUGGGCUUGGCGGAAGAGCUGGUGCGCGCCGGCACGCACAUCCUGUGCAUCAAGGACAUGGCCGGGCUGCUGAAGCCGGCGGCCUGCACCAUGCUGGUCAGCUCCCUCCGGGACCGCUUCCCCGAUCUCCCCCUGCACAUCCACACCCACGACACGUCGGGGGCGGGCGUGGCAGCCAUGCUGGCCUGCGCCCAGGCUGGGGCGGACGUCGUGGACGUGGCGGCUGACUCCAUGUCUGGGAUGACCUCACAGCCCAGCAUGGGGGCCCUGGUGGCCUGCACCAGAGGGACUCCGCUGGACACAGAGGUGCCCCUGGAGCGCGUCUUUGACUACAGCGAGUACUGGGAGGGGGCUCGGGGCCUGUACGCCGCCUUCGACUGCACCGCCACCAUGAAGUCUGGCAACUCGGACGUGUACGAGAACGAGAUCCCCGGCGGCCAGUACACCAACCUGCACUUCCAGGCCCACAGCAUGGGGCUGGGCUCCAAGUUCAAGGAGGUCAAGAAGGCCUACGUGGAGGCCAACCAGAUGCUGGGAGACCUCAUCAAGGUGACGCCCUCCUCCAAGAUCGUGGGGGACCUGGCCCAGUUCAUGGUGCAGAACGGGCUGAGCCGGGCGGACGCCGAAGCCCAGGCCGAGGAGCUGUCCUUCCCGCGCUCCGUGGUGGAGUUCCUGCAGGGCUACAUCGGCGUCCCCCACGGCGGCUUCCCCGAGCCCCUGCGCUCCAAGGUGUUAAAGGACCUGCCCAGGGUGGAGGGGAGGCCGGGAGCCUCCCUCCCCCCGGUGGACCUGCAGGUGCUGGAGAAGGAGCUGGCAGAGUGCGUCUGCAGUCUGCUGGUGCUGGGGGAGGACCCACAGCCAGGCCCCGCCCCUGGGGGCAGAGGGCCAUACCCUUUGGAUAUCCGCUCCCUUCUCGUGGUCCCUGGGCUUCAACUAGCUCUGGCUUCAAUCCCCUACAAAAAUUCCUGA